AUGGAUUGGGUCAGACCGGACGUAGAAGAAAGCGAGAGUAGCGUGGCCGCCGCCGCCGCCGCAAGUGCCGUGGUUGUCGUUAACUGUGCCGUGCCACCGACGGCUCUGUCACCUGUACUGUGUGUGAACACGAACCGCGACACCGGCGACACCGACGAGAAGAACGGUCGUCGUCCGUCGGUCGGUCGGUCGAUCGGUCGUGUAAUCAUCAUCAUUAUCGUCGUGCUGUCAGCCGUCUAUUUUGCUCCGUGUUCGAACGACAACUGUUCGUCACCAUGUGUUGCGCUCAGGUCUUUGAACCACCAGGUCGGGGGCAUGGCCGACUCAAGUCAAAUCACUAAACUUCCUGUUAUUCGCGUCAUAACGCUGCCCCCAGCGGCGUUCCCCAUUACACGUCACCCUCGCGCUCUGUUGGCGGACCAAUCGAACGACGGCAACAACGAUGGUCCACCUCGCCGUGUAAGCGGCAGCGGCGGGGCUUGUCAUUCCAAUGACCAUCACCGGCCGACUGGCUUUCAGUCGGUCAUCGCCCGCCCGCCAUCGACCAUCGGCACGAUUUCGUCUUACUUGCAGAAUGGUGAAAGAAAACAUCAAAAUUGUGUUCGCAUUGCUCCAGGCUCCGCGAACAGUGAUGACGGCCGGCUUCGAAACAAAUGA
This is a messenger RNA of Soboliphyme baturini, 657 nucleotides long. The record is from the annotation of a GenBank genome assembly. NCBI's taxonomy places the organism in Eukaryota, Metazoa, Nematoda, Enoplea, Dioctophymatida, Soboliphymatidae.